UAAUUUGUAUUUCUAUUUACGGUUUAUUUGUUGGAGAAUUUGCUCCGGGGGAAUUUACGAUGAAUAUCGGUUUACUUUUCUAUACACUAUUUCUAUUUGUAAUUGCUUGCAUGAUUAAUGUAAACGGUUCAUUUUAAAUAUUAUAAAAUUCUAAUAAAAUUUACUAUUUUGUGUCUUGGAAAUUCAGAAAUGGCAAAUAUCGAGAAACUUCAGUUUCCGGCCUUAGAAAUAACUGGGGCAAAUUACACGGCGUGGAUAACUAAUAUGGAGCUUCAUCUAGAUUCAGAGAAAAUACUCGACACAAUAAAAGAAGGAAACAAAACGGCAUCUCAUGAAAAGGCUAAGGCCGUAAUAUUUCUGAGAAAGCACCUAGAUGAAAACCUUACGCAUGACUAUGCAAGGAUAAAAGAUCCUCUAGAUCUUUGGAAAGCCCUAAAGGAGAGGUUUGAUAACCAGAAGAAAAUAACUCUUCCCCAUGCACUCGAUGAAUGGGCGAACCUGCGGUUUCAAGAUUUUGAAAAGGUGGAAACGUACAAUUCCGCUAUAUUAAGGAUAGCGGCGCAAUUAGAAUAUUGCGGUAAGCCCGUGACGGAAGCAGAAAUGCUUGAGAAAACUUACCAAACGUUCCACAAAAACCAUUAUGUUCUACAAGAACAAUACAGAAACCGUGGAUACACGAGGUUCUCUGAACUCGCUGUAGCGCUCAUGAUAGCGGAGAAAAAUAAUGAACUCCUUAUCAAAAACCACAAUAUCCGACCCACAGGAACCAAAGCAUUUCCUGAGGUGAAUGCAACGGAUGUAAAAAAUCCGGAAAGAGGAAAUGUUUCCUAUCGUGGUCGUGGUCGUGGUCGUGGUUACGGUCGUGGUCGUGGCCAUCGAUUUAAUCGUGGUAAUGAAAGGAGUUACAACCCAAAAGGAAGGGGAUCCAACACGUGGAAUCGAUCCGAUCGUGGAAAAGGGAAUGAAGCCCAAGAAAACCCUACUCGUAAAAACGAGAACGUCUGUUACAGAUGUGGAUCGAAGGGGCAUUGGUCUCAAGUAUGCCGAACUCCUCAGCAUCUAUGUAAGUUGUACCAAGAAACCAUCAGAGGCAAAGCAAAGGAAGUUAAUCUUAAUGAGCACUUUGAGGGUACAACAUCUACAUACCUUGAGUCUUCUGACUUUAUGGACGAUGUCGACGAGGCCACUCAUCAAGAUAAUUAAAAUGCUUAUAGUAAUCAAGCCCAAUAAUGCCAGUGAUGCCAUAAAUUAUUAUUACUAUUAUGUAUUUUCAGUUCUAGAAUAAAAUUGUUUUUCGAAACAACUAAUGUAUAAUUAUAGUUUAAUGUAUAAGUGAGUGUGUGCUUAUAAUCAAUGUAUAAUUAUAUAAUGUUUACUUAUGAAAUUUUAUUUUCUUUAUUAAUAUUAAUUGUGUGUUACAGAAAUGGAUAAUGGAACAACAACUAAGCAAAUUGGUAGAGAAGUUUGCAUUCCAGAUAGUGGUACAACACAUACUAUACUGAAAGAUAAGAGAUAUUUCUCUAACUUAAAGUCAGCAAAAAUGACUGUAAACACAAUAUCAGGUCCUACGGAUUUGAUUGAAGGAAUUGGCAAAGCAAACUUUAUGUUACCUAAUGGAACAAAGUUUUCCAUAAAAAAUGCUUUAUAUUCUCCAAAUUCAAAGAGAAAUUUGCUGAGUUUCAAGGAUAUAUACCUUCAAGGAUAUGAAACUCAGUCUGCAACUGAGAAUGGAAAGAAGUAUAUGUAUAUAACUUCUGAAAAGUCAGGCAAAAAUCUUGUACUGGAAAAGUUUCCAAAACUUCCUUCUGGAUUACAUCAGACUUAUAUUAAUGCGAUAGAAUCAAACCUU
Messenger RNA from Raphanus sativus (radish), 1849 nucleotides. RefSeq lists its product as uncharacterized. NCBI's taxonomy places the organism in Eukaryota, Viridiplantae, Streptophyta, Magnoliopsida, Brassicales, Brassicaceae. Gene Ontology annotation, molecular function: zinc ion binding; nucleic acid binding. The record is from RefSeq and is a predicted model, not a curated record. The transcript has a single exon. Bases 190 to 1203 code for a protein of 337 amino acids.